Patiria miniata (bat star) is the source of this 1935-nucleotide messenger RNA. Its product is annotated as alkaline ceramidase 3-like. Gene Ontology annotation, cellular component: endoplasmic reticulum membrane. Gene Ontology annotation, biological process: ceramide metabolic process; phytosphingosine biosynthetic process. The record is from RefSeq and is a predicted model, not a curated record. Lineage: Eukaryota; Metazoa; Echinodermata; Asteroidea; Valvatida; Asterinidae. The transcript is spliced from 10 exons. Bases 289 to 1221 code for a protein of 310 amino acids.
GACUGCAUAUGCCGACGUGCAGACCGCAAUUUGGCCUUACUGAGCAACUCCAGCUUCUAACGUCACAUGCUAGACUUUUUUUUCUUUUUUCAAUGAUCCAUUUUCCAGGGUUCACUGAUCAGUACUGCGUGUUACACCGCUAACCGAUUUUACGAGCUCAUCCUUUAGAAACGAAUAAAAGUCAUCCAGACUGUUCGAGGACAUUACAACAGCCUCCCCGCCAGCAACAAAUGAAUAUCGCAUGCAGAUUGUGUUUUAGUGUGCGACGAUCGAGGUGAAAGCAACGCAAUGGCUCCCGUUGGAGCGGAGGAUGGUUUAGGAGUCCAACCCCACGCAGGAUUCUGGGGGCCUAAAUCCUCGACCCUAGACUGGUGCGAACGGAACUAUGCCACUACGACCUACAUCGCUGAAUUCUGGAACACAGUGAGUAACAUCGUCUUCAUCAUUCCGCCACUGUUCGGCAUCGCCUUCGCCUGGAGAGACCGAGUCGACCUCAGGUUCAUCCUAUCCUACAUCGGAGUAAUCUUUAUUGGCAUUGGAUCGAUUAGUUUUCAUCUGACGCUCCAUAUCUUUUCACAGAUGUUGGAUGAAAUCUCGAUGUUAUGGGCCACCUCCUUCUUUCUAUACUGCAUGAUGGAAACAAGAUCGAAACCAAGAAGUACCAAUGCAGGCCUGAUACAGGUCCUAUACCUCUACAACACCUUAGCAAGUCUGGCCCAUUUCGUAAUGCAGGAACCAUUAUUUUUCCAGGUUGCCUUUGGAACGCUUACCGUCCUUAUGCUGGCCCGUGGUUGCUACAUAGCAAUGAAUCAAGAUUGUUGUCGUUACCUUGUCUGGUACCCUGUGGUCCUGUACGUUAUUGCAUUCGCCUUGUGGAAUAUUGACAAUCUAUGCUGUGAACACGUGCAAUGGCUCCGAGAUUCUCUGCCGUCGCCAUUGGCUGGUUUCACGCAGCUCCACGCGUGGUGGCACGUGCUCGUCGGCAUAGCUUGCCACGCCCAGAUUCAAUUCAGUUGUCAUUCGAGGAACACCUUCCUGAAGCGGGACUGUACCGUUUGGACUUGGUGCGGAUUUCUUCCUUUCCUUAAAAUCCACGACAAGGAGCAACCAAGCCAAACCGACGUCUCCAAGCAACCACAAAACCGAACAGAAGAUGGCGCCAACUGCAAUAUAACGCACAAGGUUUCGACAGAAGGGGGCGCCCUACAGAGGAGUCACUGAAAGCAUAAUGCUGUGUAGCUUAGUUUAAUAACUUUACCUUUAAAAUACCCCAUGAGUAUAAUUAGCGUUUCUAAACAUCAUAUUUAUCAUCGUAUUUAAAAUAUUAUGGAGUCCAUGAGUUUUGUCGUUACUAAUAAUAUUGAGGACAUUAGUUCAACAGAAACAUCAUGUUAAUGUUACAUCACAGUUUCUGCAUUUCUGUAAUGUUGAAAGAAUUGAUCAUGGAUGUGGAUUAAGGCAGCUAUGUAUCCACAAGCUAUUCGAAUAAGCUUUGGCAAAGAAAUUCCUUUGUUUUUGUCCAUCCACUGUCUAUUGUGACUGAACGUGUGAAUGAACUUGUGAUUUACUUGGACAUAAUUAUGUUGGACUCGACUAUACAUCCCUGAAUUUAGGGAGAGGUAACGAAUAGGCGAGUGCAGAUGGGGUAAGAUUAAUGGUCAAGCUUAAGUCAUUUAAGUUAUAGCAAAGAAAAAUGUGUAUUAUUUUCCGCGCAUUAUACACCAGCUCUAUUGGUGGUAAGCUCUAUUGCUAGGUGAAUAGGCCCAAGCCUCGUUCAUUUUGAUUGAUUGAGUAACAUCAUGCUUCAGUCACUGUUUGGUUGCUCAGUAAUGUUAAGAUCGAGUAGACAGCCUUACGUAACUAUAGGGCCUACACCUUAUACAUUUCAUAUUUUACACAACACAACAUUUUAUAAUUUAUGAGCGAAAUAAAGAA